This is a messenger RNA of Chrysoperla carnea, 1068 nucleotides long. It is a transcript of the gene Trax, whose product is annotated as translin-associated protein X. Gene Ontology annotation, molecular function: RNA binding; RNA endonuclease activity; sequence-specific DNA binding. NCBI's taxonomy places the organism in Eukaryota, Metazoa, Arthropoda, Insecta, Neuroptera, Chrysopidae. Bases 99 to 1025 code for a protein of 308 amino acids. The transcript has 2 exons. The record is from RefSeq and is a predicted model, not a curated record. Gene Ontology annotation, cellular component: nucleus; cytoplasm.
ACCGUAUAUUUAUAAACAUUAUUGAACAACGAAUGCCGAAUAAAUAAGCCAUUGAGUGUCAAAAUAAAAUAUUUUAUAAAUUUUUAAAUUAUUGGAAAAUGUCUGGAAAAGGUUACGGUGGAAGAAAUUCUCACCAUCGUCGAUAUGGUGGACAUCGCAAUGUGGAUAAAUCGAAAUCGAUUGUUGUUGGUGAUAAAAGUCGCGAAGUAAUGGAAAGUAUUAAUGAAAAUUCACCAGUAAUUCAAAUGUUUAAACAAUAUUCAGCUGAAUUGGAUGCAAAACAUGAUCGUUACGAGCGAAUUGUUAAAACUAGCCGUGAUAUUACAAUCGAAAGUAAACGAAUUAUAUUUCUUUUACACAAUGUCGACAGGGAUAGCAAAAAAGAUAGUAUUCUAAAGGAAGCUGAACAACGAUUAUCAACGUUAGUGAAUGCUUUUUUUAAAGUAAUUGCAUUUGAGUUGGAGAAACAAGAUCCGUAUCAAUUUUCCCGUGCUUAUUCAGCCGGUCUACAGGAAUAUAUUGAAGCAUUAACUUUUUUUCAAUAUUUAAGCAACAAAACAAUCGAAGACUUUGCUGCCAUUCAAAAAACUUUGAAAUAUAUGGUAACAGAUCUCGAUAAAAAAUUGAAAUCAUCUGAAGAUUCUCCACCUAAUGAUAGUCCACGCAAUGAACGUGAAAUAUGUACUUUAUUACCACCAUCUGAAUAUAUUCUAGGUUUAGCUGAUUUGACUGGUGAAUUAAUGCGUAAAUGUAUAAAUAAUUUAAGUUCGGGAAAUGUAGAGGGCUGUUUUCAAACAUGUGAUUUCGUACGAAAUAUUUAUAAGGGCUUCUUAGGUAUUAGUAAUGCACACAAUUCUAAAGAAAUUGGUAGAAAAUGUUAUAUUUUAAAACAAAGUUUAACUAAAAUGGAAUUAGUUUGUUAUAAUAUUGUAGUACGAGGUAGUGAGAUACCCCAACACAUGCUGGCCACAGUUGUUACACAAACUUCAGAUCCUGAUAGUACUGAGGACGAAGGAUAUUAUUAACUCUAAAUUUUUUGCUUAUUUAUGAUUUCUUAUGAUUAUUAUA